Lachancea dasiensis is the source of this 294-nucleotide messenger RNA. Lineage: Eukaryota; Fungi; Ascomycota; Saccharomycetes; Saccharomycetales; Saccharomycetaceae. The record is from the annotation of a GenBank genome assembly.
AUGACUGAUAGGGCGCACUACGACAAACUCAAGCAAGAGCUGAUGGAUGCCUUGGACCAACGACAGAAGCAGGAACGUCGAUGGGACCAACUUCAACAAGAAAUCUUCGAUAAAGAAACUGAAUACCUACAAGGUAACAGUUCUAGCCAGCUAGGAACUAUUGUCAAGGGCUUUGACGGUUUCGGAAAACAUUCGCAUGAGGCACCCGGGGCAUUUACAGACAAAGAUCGGAUUUUUUCGCUUAGUAGCGCUUUGUAUGUUAAACAACAAGAGGGUGCGGCCGAGGAGGAAUAG